Messenger RNA from Penicillium expansum, 792 nucleotides. RefSeq lists its product as uncharacterized. Bases 1 to 792 code for a protein of 263 amino acids. The record is from RefSeq and is a predicted model, not a curated record. The transcript has a single exon. Lineage: Eukaryota; Fungi; Ascomycota; Eurotiomycetes; Eurotiales; Aspergillaceae.
AUGUCUAGACGUUCCCUCCGCCUGCUGGGCUACACCGCCGCCGCUGCCGGCAUAGCUAGCUACAGCAUCCACCAUGUGUUGAGCCAUCUGGAAGAAAAAUACCCAGCACUGCCUCCCGCAGCAGGUAGCAGAGCCCUCCGCAAACCAAAAAGCCCAGAUACCCAGCGAUGCGCAUACACCGACAUCUACGCAGCUCAGAUACCCCUACGAGCCCUUCAAGCACGUGUCCCAAGCCCAAAGACACCAAACCAAACAGAGCUUGAAUAUGCCUGGGCUAGAUCUGUCCUUGGAAGCAAGGUCCUGAGAAUUGAAGGCUCGAUCCUCGGACUACUCACCAAUUUUCGCUUCACACCUUGCGAUACAGGGAACUCGGAGGGCGGAUUCUCGCCGGACAAAACCACCGGUGCGCCGCGCGUUCUACUGAACGGCGCAUUCCAUGUCCAGCGGGUUCCUGCCGCUGACACAGAUAGUAAUGGACUUCUGGUAUCAUUGAAAUUGCCGGAUGAACCCCGCGAAUUCUUUGAGAAGAUUGCGCGGUGGGGGUAUCCUUGGCGCUUGAUGUCCUGCGUCCGACAUGAGAUGAGUGUCUCGGAACCGUUCCGGGUGAAUGGGCAGGAAAUGUUUGUCGAGGUGCGGUUUUCAACUGCCCAUGAUUAUGAGGUCGUUGAUGCAGAGGGUGGACCAGAGAAACAGAAGAUUAUUCCAGAUUGGACUUUGAGGUUGCAUCGUGGGUAUGCUAGGUUUGUUCUUGAUUCCGCUGUUCGGGAUUUGCGGCGGGAUUUUGCCAAGUAA